Molecule: messenger RNA, 1317 nt
Organism: Toxorhynchites rutilus septentrionalis
Lineage: Eukaryota; Metazoa; Arthropoda; Insecta; Diptera; Culicidae
Product: jerky protein homolog-like
Exons: 3
Coding region: 1-1317 (438 amino acids)
Cellular component (GO): nucleus
Molecular function (GO): DNA binding
Source: RefSeq, a predicted model, not a curated record
AUGGAUGGUUUGCAAGGAUCCAGUACGAACGUUAACCGGAAACGGAGGAGCAACUUCCUGACGCUGGUGGAGAAGCGGCAGUCCAACAUUUUGUUGACAGUGGAUAUUCUUAAAGCAAAGGCGGAGCUGCUGUUUAAGAUGUUCCAGGACCGGGGGCUCUAUGCGGUGCACGGUUUUUCUGCUUCGGAUGGCUGGAUGCAUCGUUUUAAGCAGCGGUUUGGAUUGCGCGUGAAAGCCGUAACAGGAGAAAAGGCAUCGGUAAACGUUGAAGCGUACCUAAAUUUCAAGAAGGUUCUACAGAAGAAGAUUCAGGAAAUGCAGCUAACACUAUCCCAAGUCUUUAAUGCAGAUGAAUCUGCCUUGUUCAUCAAGCUCCUAGCCACACGCUCUGUCGUUACUUGUGAUGAGACCGUGGCAAGCGGACGGAAGCAAAACAAGACAUGGUAUACAUUUAUGCCUUGCUCCAACAUAGAUGGUUCCCUAAAGCUUCCGUUGUAUUACAUUUGCACUGCUGCAAAACCACGAGGAAUCAACAUCGAAGAACUUCCCGUUUCAUAUAAUCAUUCCAAAAAGGCUUGGAUGGCCAGACUGUUGUUCCGUCAAUGGUUCCACGAAGAGUUUGUCCCCGCUGUUCGAAAAUUUUCGGCCGAGAGAGGAUUGGAGCCAAAGGCAUUGCUGGUUCUUGAUAAUUGCACCAGUCAUUAUGACGUUGACGAAUCUCUACAGAGUGACGAUGGACUGAUUCAAGUGAUCUACUUCCCACCAAAUGUAACUGCUGAAUGCCAGCCGAUGGACCAAGCGGUCAUCAAUGCAAUCAAGCGAAAGUAUAAAAGAAAACUGAUGCUCGCAUUAAUUCUGGAAAACGAACACGUAAGUUUCGAAGAACGAUUGAAGAAGAUUAAUCUUCAACAGUGUAUUUCGUGGUUGGCAACCUCUUGGGAGGAGAUAUCUGACAAAACUAUACGUAAUUCGUGGAAGAAAUUGAUCGAUGGUUUGCCGGAGGAUGCUGUUAAUGUAGACUCGAAAGCGGCCGAUGAUGACUUCAAAGCGCUUGUGUCCAGGAUUGACAGUUUGGCAGGAACAAAAACAUCUGAGCAAGAUAUUGAUCUGUGGAUCAAAGAUCAGGUGUAUGAUGCUGAUCAUAAUCCAGAUUGGGUAACCAGUGAAGUGUUCUCUGAUGACGAGAUUUUGUCAUCAGUUCUCAAGAAAGAUCAACCUGAAAUGCAAGAAGAAUGGUUGGUAGACACAGAAGAUGGAAGUAAUUCGUUUGAUACUUCCAUUACUAGUACCGGAGAUCCUGAUUUUGGCGAUGAUUGA